CAACAAUACUUCGACACUCAACACAGAACUACUCGACAGCAAGAAGUACAACUGCACUCAACUGCAAGGAACCCUCGAACCACCGCGUUCACUGCAAGCUACCAUACGACCACGAUGUCGAUCAACAACGGGAGUCAUUUUGUCGCCGACGACAACAACCUGAGUAAUAUCUUUGAUGAUCAACUUCACAUGAGCUACCAAGGAGCCAUGAAUCACGCAUCUCUUGGGAAUCAAUAUGGCAAUCAGACCGGCCUGUCAGGUGCAAUGAACGGAAUUUCUCUCCCAGAAAAUGCAUAUGAAGGGCAAGCUUCCGAGGCUCGCCACGUUUCUUUUGGCCAAGGUGGUGGACUUGGGUUCAAUCCCUACAUGCGCCAACAAAUUGCUGAGGAGCCACUUCAAAGCUAUACGCCAACGCCGGCUCCAAUGGUUGACAACAACCCCCUCCAGCAUUCUUAUCCCACCGCAUAUUCUCAAAACCAAAUCUUUCAACCAAGACAAAACGGUAUGAACCGUGGUCUUCGUUCGCUUCCUUCGCCAUCUGAAAUGGGGAUGCGAUCUCGCACUGGCAGGGGCGUUUUGCCGCCAAGACUCUCUGAACCAAGCAUGGGAUUUGGUUUCAAUAACUUCAGUACUGGCAGUGGAGAUAUGGCCUCUUACAAUCCUCAAGUCCCUACUCCCAUGCACGCAUUUGGCAACGGCUAUUCCGGAACAACCAAUACGGCUCAGGCGCGCGAUAUGAGAAGCGGGUUUCGCAGAAGCCUAUUGAAUAUUAUAGAGCCCCGGUAUGAUAACCAGAAUGGCUUUGCGCAGCAUCUUGAUAUGCAAUCCAACAAUUCCGCGAAUAUGGCUCCGAACAUGGGCCACCCCGGAAGUGUUUUUCAGCCCCAACCUGAAGCUGAAGGUUGGACCAGAGAUCAGAUCAACAAACAAGGAGAUGCUCUUUCUUCUGAGAAUGCACAAAGGCAGUCUCCGGUACUGGCGGAUCAUGAAGCUGAUGCGCCGGAUGGUAGCGAUACGAGCGAGGACUCCGAUGGCACAGUCUGCUCACCGUCUGAUCAAGACUUGCCGUCCGGUCAAGAGUUAUCGACUGUUCAAGGCUCAGCGGCUAGUCAAGAGUCAUCAAUUGUUCAAGACUCAACGACUGUUGAAGGUUCAACGACCGCUCAAAGCACGGAAGAUGUGGCUGGUGAUGACCGCACAUCACAUUCAGGGAUGCGAGGAUCUCAUGGCGAACCGAUGUCCAGCAGGCAAUUCAAGGGACAUUUCGAUCGCGCGGCGCACCGAGCUGGAAGUUAUCAGCAGAAAGUGGGGAAACCCCUGGGAAGGAGAUCAAAGGGGGCAAACGAUCCCGAAAAUAUCGCGAUUGUCAAUUGGUAUGAUAACUACAACAUGUCAUUCGUCGACAUUGCACAGCGGUUAAACAGCAGGCAAGAGGCGACUGGUAAGCCAGGAACCUUCACACCGAACUCCAUUCACAAUAGAUACAACCGCUGUGCGCCGAUUAUCUAUCGGGCUAAUGGAAGAGUGUUUAUUGCAAUCAAAGACCGGAGGAAGCACGCGCCGGAGGAGCUGGACGCCAUGAGUUAUGGCCUGCAGUCCAUUGAGUGGACGCCGAACAAGGACCGCUUUCUCAGGAAUAUGGUCCAGGAGUACGAUGCUAACAAGUGGCUAAGGGUCGCUGAGGCAUUCACUGCAUUGACGGGGGAGAGGGUGAGCUCAGGCGCCGUUUCUACUAGGUUUAGCUUGAUAUGAUGUGCCCUUGUUGUCGGGUUUGGGUCAUUAGCCACUUUGUAUUGUCGCUCGCUGAUUUCUACGUUUGCUUGCUUUAUUCACUCUUGCUACUCUCUACCUUUGGCGAUGGAGCCUUUUAGACCUAUGGAUAUCGCUGUUGCUUGUCGUUGCCUCUGUCGUUUGGUUAUUUCAUAGAUAGUGCAACAGCUAGGAAUUCUAGAGCUGGUGCCGCCGAGCAG
Pseudogymnoascus destructans is the source of this 1970-nucleotide messenger RNA. RefSeq lists its product as uncharacterized. Bases 115 to 1752 code for a protein of 545 amino acids. The record is from RefSeq and is a predicted model, not a curated record. Lineage: Eukaryota; Fungi; Ascomycota; Leotiomycetes; Thelebolales; Thelebolaceae. The transcript has 3 exons.